Messenger RNA from Mycena citricolor, 2775 nucleotides. The record is from the annotation of a GenBank genome assembly. Lineage: Eukaryota; Fungi; Basidiomycota; Agaricomycetes; Agaricales; Mycenaceae.
UCGACACCUGCUUCCAGUGCCAACCGUAAUGCACAGCGUAGCUGAGCUCAAGAAGCUGACGGUGCCUCAGCUGAAGGCUCUAUGCAAGGAAAAGCAUAUUAACGGCUACUCCAAGCUCUCAAAAGAUGCCAUCAUCCAGAAACUGACACAGAGCGACCAAUCUGAAGUCGCGGCUACCUCUUCACUCUCCUCUCUUACAGAAAUCUCUUCGGUCCUAAAACAGUCUGAUUCUCAAUCCCCUCUGCUUGCUAAUUCCACGGAACUGAACGCGUUCGAAUCAAAUCACUCCCUUGGGCUUCUCACCCUCGUCAUUCAUCCUUCCAUUCAAGACGCGGCAUCGAGCCGAGAAGCCUCAAGUUAUUCAUCGAUCUGUAAAUUCUCGGAAACGCAAAAACUGGUUUCAUCCCUUAGAACCCAGGAUCCCCAGCCAGCAGGCAAGAAGAGAAAACAGCUCGUGACAGCGGAAGCAUCUGACAAGAAACUCAAGACAUCUUAUCCCAGUCUAUCAGGAAAAGAGGGAACCACAACUACCCCAGUCAUAUCAGGAGGGUCGAGAAUUCCUAGGCAUGUACCGUCCGACACAUUUCCCCCGCAACAGCCGAUGACGAGCAGUGUGCCAUCGAGAUCGCAUAAUCUCCCACCUGUUUCCAUCAUCCCAGUUCAAACAACGUCGUUAGCAUAUGCGACUAAUGCUGGUCCAUCGCUUCCGACAAAGCGAUUUCUACCCCUUGUCGUGAACGUCAAGAAAAUCGCAAAUAUUGUACAAACGCAUCUCAGUAUUCCCACUGCGGCUCCUGUAAAGCCCGAGACGACGUUUUACUUGAAUUUCCCUGUGUCUGGCAGACCUCCUCAACUCAUUCCGAUAUCGCUACCCCCUUCUCUUUCCCAACGAAAGCGUGUUUCGCAAUAUGCAAUCCUAAUUAGUUUCGUCCCCCGCGAAGAUCUGCAGAACUGUACCUUGGUAUCGCGAAUGUUUCGAUAUGCAGUUUAUCUCUCGGCCUAUCAUCGGUUGUGUCGAGACUUUCCCGGACAAAGACUCUCGCAUGUGGUCUCGUCUUGUUCUCCGUUGAUGUCAAACAUGUGGCCUUAUCUGAGCUACCGAGAGCAAGAAAUGACAACUAGAAAGCAAUAUUUUCGCAACUCUUUUCUCGGUCGACUGUACAUCGAUGCUGUUUCCGAACAUCUGUGGACGUCGCCAGAUCACGAACGUCAGAUCGUCGUCGCUCUCAGGUUCAGCCUGACUCGGUUGUUCUUUGAUAUUUCGAUCGGUGGCGGAAGAGGAUGGAAAGAGGGCCAGAUUGUGAAUGCCCAACCUGUUGUCGAAAACGAGAUCUGGGCCAUAACCAUCCGUCAUACCGAUGGAGCGACCGAGUCGUUCCACGUUCUCGAAGCAACUUGCGAGCCUUUGGCGACGACGGGGAUCUCCACAAUCCCUGUGCGCGCAGAUUGGUCAGCGUACAUUUCACGUCGUGCAGUCGAGUCCGGCAGCUUACUCGACCAUGUGUCAUGGACUAAUCACGAGGAGUACAAUCUCGGUAUCAGCCGGCUUUGGCUGAAGCGUGUCGAAGGAGACGGCGAAGUGGGCGCGGCCAAACGUGAUAUCGCAGAGCGCUACAUUCUAGCAUGCGUGGUAGCAAACAGUGUGAGCGGACGCUGGAUGUCGUCGAUGCAGAUGGCCCAAGAAUCGGCUGGUUUGAUUGAGACAGUGGCCUCUCGACCCCAGAGUAAUCCCAAAGUCAAUCUCUUCCUUCCAGUACACCAUCAUGUUGAGAGUGUGCACUUGACUGUUGGGCGGCGCGCUCUACAUCCUGCGCUGGCUGUGAUACAGACACCCUCCAGAGAAUAUUAUAUUCUCCGGGACAAUGGCAUGCAAGUGGGCUGCGAGGAAGAGGGCGUGCCAGAGGUAUGGCGGAAAGUACUCGGUUGUGAUUUCAAAGGCUGUCCCGCUGAAGCACGUGUGACGAUUUGAUCGCACAGAGGCCAAACGGCCCAACGCUCUACCAAGUACUUAUCUACACUUGAAUUACUACUGGCGCUCGAUCUGGCUCUGCCAGAAAUCCAACUCCUUCAGCCUGUACCGCGGGCACAUCAUAUGAAACGCGAAAUAGCCCUGAAGAAACUGCUCGACCUGGCUCUCCACUCCCUCGGCUACGGAAAAUCCGCGAAGACGGCUCAUGCAACCCAGCACCGACUUCUCAUACACCUCCAGCGCACCAGACAACGAAAGCCCGUGAAGCCUCGCGUGCAUAUGGAUGGCGUUAUCGCGCUCGGUGCCAACGAGCGACUCCUUGUAGAAGGACAGGAUGUCAUUCGCUUCGUUCAUGAAGGUGACCAAGUCGGGAAUCAUGGGCAGGUGCGCAACGCUGUGUGCAGUUGGACUUGCGGCACUGCGGUCGAGGGGGAAGAUGAAACAUGCAAAUGCCUCGGCGACUCCACUCUUGAGGCGAAAGUAGGUCGUGUAACCGGGAGAAUUCACUGUAGGACGCAGGUCCGCCUGCCUUUUGAACUCGAUCAGGUUCGCGCUGAGGAACUCGAGUGUGACCUUCAAGAUCAUGUCGACAUCGAACGUGCCAAAGUACGAGUCUAGCUCGCGGAUGAUCUCCAGAAGCGCCUGCAAGAUUGGCGUAUCUUGGGGCUGGCCGUUCAACAAUCGCGUGCGGUAGUUUGCUAGGGCAUCGGGGAACAAUAUUCCUAAAUCAUCGAUCAUGGUGGUCAUUCCCGUAAAUUUGGCGAUCAGGAGCUGAAGCUUCCUGCUGUGGUCCGGGUAGAACCAUU